Messenger RNA from Elaeis guineensis (African oil palm), 913 nucleotides. RefSeq names its product protein translation factor SUI1 homolog. Gene Ontology annotation, molecular function: translation initiation factor activity. The record is from RefSeq and is a predicted model, not a curated record. Gene Ontology annotation, biological process: translational initiation. NCBI's taxonomy places the organism in Eukaryota, Viridiplantae, Streptophyta, Magnoliopsida, Arecales, Arecaceae.
CAAGGUUCUAGCUUCUAGGUCGGCAUGUCCUCGGUCUUUAUGGAAGGUUUGGUUCCGAUUUCUUGCCUCAUACACAUCCAAGCGGACCAAAUAUUUGGAGUUCUCUGCGCACCGAUUGAGGGUUUUCGCGAUCUUCGAAGACCGAUCUCCAGCCAGGUCUAACUGAUAAGUAAGCAAAAGCAUUGUCGUCUGUUCUCCUCAACGAGUGACUGUCAAGAGUUCAUGUCUGAUCUCAAUGUCCAGCUCCCCACUGCAUUUGAUUCAUUUGCUGAAGCAAAUGCUGAGGACUCUGGUGCUGGUGCAAAGGAGUAUGUCCAUGUGCGCAUACAGCAGAGGAACGGCAGGAAGAGUCUGACAACUGUGCAGGGAUUGAAAAAAGAGUUCAGCUAUAGCAAGAUUUUGAAGGAUCUCAAGAAGGAGUUCUGCUGCAAUGGUACUGUUGUCCAGGACCCUGAACUGGGCCAGGUUAUUCAACUUCAAGGUGAUCAGCGGAAGAAUGUUGCUACUUUUCUAGUUCAGGCUGGCAUCGUUAAGAAGGAACAUAUCAAGAUUCAUGGCUUCUGAGUAACUACAACUACAUAUUUAUCUAACUACAUUUAGAAGUUAUCAGUCUGUAGGCUUUAAGGAGACAUGUUAUUGGCAAAGCUAGUAACGUUGAUUAUAUUAUAUGUUUAUAAGUUUCUGGUUUGAGGUUUUAGGGGAUAUCUGGGUCAAAUGACUUGCUUCUAUGGCCCCUUCUGUAAUAAGAGAAUAUUCCCUUUCCUGGCUUUUGCUUAAACUUUUGGUCGCUAAUUUGCUUAUUCAGGACUUAUCAGCUUUCAGAUCUGCGGUUCUGGGUUAUAAUGAAGGGGUUGGCAUCUAGAUACAUUUGCUUUUUUCGAUCUUUAAUAGUUGUGAGGCAUCCAUUGUUUUC